Messenger RNA from Paramisgurnus dabryanus, 1470 nucleotides. RefSeq names its product histone H2B-like. The record is from RefSeq and is a predicted model, not a curated record. Lineage: Eukaryota; Metazoa; Chordata; Actinopteri; Cypriniformes; Cobitidae. Gene Ontology annotation, cellular component: nucleosome. Gene Ontology annotation, molecular function: DNA binding; protein heterodimerization activity; structural constituent of chromatin.
AUGCCUGAGCCAGCGAAGUCCGCACCUAAGAAGGGGUCCAAGAAGGCCGUUACUAAAACCGCUGUAAAGGGCGGUAAGAAGCGCAAGAGGUCCAGGAAGGAGAGCUAUGCUAUCUACGUCUACAAGGUCCUGAAGCAGGUUCAUCCUGACACCGGGAUUUCCUCUAAGGCAAUGGGGAUCAUGAACUCUUUCGUCAAUGAUAUUUUCGAGCGUAUCGCCGGUGAGUCCUCUCGUCUCGCUCACUACAACAAGCGCUCCACCAUCACAUCGAGAGAGAUCCAGACCGCCGUGCGUCUGCUGCUGCCCGGUGAACUCGCCAAACACGCCGUGUCUGAGGGAACAAAGGCCGUCACAAAGUACACCAGCUCCAAAUAAAGUUUCGGUCCAGCUUUCAACACCCAAAGGCUCUUUUAAGAGCCACCCACUUUAUCAGAUAAAUGAGCUUCCAGUUUGGUUUAAUUGAUUUUAAAGCAAUUCUUACCGUUUUUAUUCAGAAUUGAACAAUGGGUUGCUGUGACUUCUUACAGAGAUCGUGAGACUCGUUGGGUAACAUUUCAAUAGUGUGCUAAUAAUACAAAGGAUCUUUAAUCAAUUUUUGGUAACGUAUGUAAAAAGGUAGAUCUCACUGUUACAGGAUCAAAAUAAGUUGAGAAUAGUGAUUAAUGCUUUAUGUUUUUAAAGCUACACUGUGUACUUUUUUGAGUUUAUUAUUAUCAAAAAAGCAUGUGUUCUUUCAAAAAUAUGUGCUCCUCCAUAUGUAAUUAUUUGCACAUACUAAUCAAAGUAUUCUCGUAAGUGUAGAAUUUACUAUUUAUAAUGCAUACGGGCGAGUCGCUCGACUGGCUGAAUCCAUGUUGCACCUCCAUCUUUGAAAUACAUUCGCCGAAGAGAUUCACGACUGCCCCGGCAGAUUUAAAAGCCUGUUGAAGAUGGAGGAGCACAUAAAAAUGAGUCGCCAAGGAAGCGAAAAAAGAGAAUUAAAACGACAACGCGACAAGAGAAACAUCAAGACCAAAGUGAAUAUUGGAGUGUGUUUUCCGAGAUUGAAAGAGCUCAUGAGGCUCAAGGAUUUUAAAAGUUGCCAGCUUUCUUCUCGACAGGUAACGUAAUUCAGACGAUUAGUGUAAAUCUAUACAGUAUAUGGUGUUCAAAUUCUUUUAUUCUUUUAAGUUUUAUAGUUGCUUGGCUUAGUAUAGCAUGGUUUUACACAACACUUGAACAACUUAUAGGAUAUGUGUAGGCUACGUUGUAACAUGAAUCUGUGUGCUAAGACAGAUCCCAGGCGAAGGACAGUUGUGUAAAUGGUAGUUAAUUUUCAUUGCUUUUGCUAGGGCUGGGCGAUAACUCGCCUGCGAUUCUCAUGUAUCUCAUCAGUAAAGCCGGUUCCUUGAUUAGUAGUAAAUCGCCAUCACCUACUUUUAGACGGAGCGGCAUUUACUAAACAGGGGUCCGUUUCACAAAAGCAUAGUU